AUUUAAAUUUUUUCAGACAGUUUUUCAUCAAUAGAUAAUGGAAUCUACAUUCAAGAGAUAGUUAAGAUGAACUUAGAUUUGCAGUUUGCGCACAGACAGGACUCCGAUAGCUCCUGGUGUCCUGUUUGUCAGAAGAAGUUUCAGGAAAUAAAACAACUCAAACUACAUUUACUUUAUUCACACAGAAAAAAGAUUUUCUGUUUCUACUGUUUGGAGAAGAAAGGCUGGUCGGACGAAUUUAUAAAACAGAAAAACUAUCAUGAACACUUUGAGCUGGUGCACCAGGAUGUUCCACAGAUCAGAAAACUUAGAGACAAUCAGAUCAGAUCUGAUAGAACCAGAAACAAAACUGAGAAUAAUUUUGAUACAAAGUUAAAGAAAGUUGCUAAGAAAGAACACCCUAACUGCUGCUCAUACUGUCCAGAUUUGCAGCCAUUCAGAUAUGCAUGGGACAGAGAUCGGCACUUGGUGGAGGAGCAUCUGUAUGAUAUUUGUACCCAUUGUAAACUCAUUGGACCUGGUGUAGAUGUGAGCCUGCAUAUAUUGUUGCAUCAUGCUGAAUCUAUCUGCUAUAUUUGCAGAUCUAUUUCCCCUCUGUAUAGACCAGCUGAUAAACUCUACACUCAUCUCCUUAAUUCUCAUCAAGUCAGGACUGGAGCAUUGUACUGUCCUGUUUGUCCUGAUAGUUCAUUCCCUUCAGUAGACCUUACUUCUCAUUUAAUACAGGAGCAUGGAUGUUCUGAGUUAAAACUGCGAGCACUGAAGAGAAAUGUAAAAUCAAGAGCGAAUAUGAUUCGGCCAAAUAACAAUAUGCUAAUCAAGUUCAAAGGUUUACGAAACGAUGAUAACGUCCAUUGUCACGUGAUAACUGUACUUUUACUGCUGGCCCACACACCGUUGUUUAAUUGUCCUGCCCCGCCCGUGCAUGAAGAUGAAAGUUGUACUGAACAUGGAUCCUGUGUACUGCAGACUCUUCUGGAGAAAUACAACAGGUCUGCGAUUUACCUAAAAAUAUUUUAAAGCUUUUAAAGAAAA
Eurytemora carolleeae is the source of this 1035-nucleotide messenger RNA. RefSeq lists its product as uncharacterized. The transcript has 9 exons. Bases 67 to 1020 code for a protein of 317 amino acids. NCBI's taxonomy places the organism in Eukaryota, Metazoa, Arthropoda, Copepoda, Calanoida, Temoridae. The record is from RefSeq and is a predicted model, not a curated record.